Molecule: messenger RNA, 693 nt
Organism: Sinocyclocheilus rhinocerous
Lineage: Eukaryota; Metazoa; Chordata; Actinopteri; Cypriniformes; Cyprinidae
Product: cryptochrome-1-like
Exons: 6
Coding region: 13-687 (224 amino acids)
Biological process (GO): entrainment of circadian clock by photoperiod; circadian regulation of gene expression; negative regulation of DNA-templated transcription
Cellular component (GO): nucleus; cytoplasm
Molecular function (GO): DNA binding; FAD binding
Source: RefSeq, a predicted model, not a curated record
GCAGGAAGCUGGAUGUGGCUGUCCUGUAGCUCCUUCUUCCAGCAGUUCUUCCACUGCUACUGUCCCGUGGGCUUCGGCCGCCGCACUGACCCCAACGGAGACUACAUACGGCGAUAUUUGCCAGUGUUAAGGGGUUUCCCAGCAAAGUAUAUCUACGACCCCUGGAAUGCUCCUGAAAGCGUCCAGAAAGCAGCCAAAUGUAUAAUUGGUGUACACUACCCCAAACCCAUGGUGCAUCACGCCGAGGCAAGCCGCCUCAACAUAGAGCGUAUGAAACAGAUCUACCAGCAACUGUCCUGCUACCGUGGCCUGGGACUGCUGGCAAUGGUGCCAUCCAACCCUAAUGGCAAUAGUGAGAAUUCCACAACCAUAAAGGGAUUCCAAACAGGAGAUGUGACCAAGGAAGUCAAUGCACCUUCAGGCUAUUCUCAAGGUGAAUGGCAUGGCAGAACGAUGCUUUACUCACAAGGAGACCACCAAACAAGCAGCAGCAUGCCACCUCAAGGUUUUUCAGGCAACACUAGUAGCACAAUGUGCUACAGGCAAGAAUCCCAGCAGAUAUCUGGUCCUGCUGUACAGCCAGGACGAGGGCUACACAGCAGCACCUUCCAGACAUUUGGAAAACGACACAGUGAGGAGUCUGGUCCUGCCACAGGCUCAAAAGUCCAGAGGCAGAGCAGCUCUUAAACAUCA